Molecule: messenger RNA, 5053 nt
Organism: Didymodactylos carnosus
Lineage: Eukaryota; Metazoa; Rotifera; Eurotatoria; Philodinida; Philodinidae
Source: the annotation of a GenBank genome assembly
UCGGCUCGGAUACAGGUGCAAAACAAUCAUACCCAUGCACUUCUCUGUUAUAGAAAACGAUUAGUUUUAACUAUAAUAAUAAUGAAAUGUAUCUGUUCUCGUCUCGAGUCUGUUCUAUAGCGAUCAUGUAUAUAAAGAGAUAGUUGGCGAUGAUUGAUUUGUUAUUCGCGUUUAUGCGUGAAACAAAUUAUAUGGAUCAGUUCACAGAUUCGAUUGUUCCAAGGUCUUUCUAUGGCUAGUAGCACUUAAAACAAUUUUUUUUUUCACUUUUUUACAAAGUUUGGAGACUAACAAAAAUUCGUUAAUGUUUCGUUUUAGCACCAACUAGACAUCGAAUCAUUGUAUUCUUACGUUAUGAAACUAAGGAAUGAAAAUACGAUUACAAAUGUGAUUUAAUGUCUAUAGAAAAAGGUGUUGACUAAAAGUAUUCUUAUCAUUCGAUAGGAUAAAAUCUAUGAAUUAACCAUCAUUUGUGAUUGAUUCUGUGAACAGUCAGAUACUGUCUUCUAUAAAAUUCAGUUUAUUUCAAACACUUGAUGCAAAUUUCAUGUUUUCAGUGGUAUUCUUUCAUGAAGAAAUCAUCCUUUCGAGCGAUUAGUUUUCUGUUUGUCUUCAUUUUGUAAUAUAUUUAAUUAUUUUUAAUUGUUAUUCAAUCAAUACUCAAGUAUUCUUAUUUGAAUAUGCAUUUGAAAUUUGAAAUCAAAAUAAUGAUAGUUAAGGAAGUUUGCGUAAGAAUAAUACCGUGUUUGAGGCUUUAUGUCGUAUCAUACAAAUAUAUUUAAUUACCAAAUACUGCUUUUGUAUAUCUGCCAUGAUGAAAGCAAACAUUAAAUGUUAAAUAAACACCUUACUUAUCAAUCUUAACAGCCAUGCGUUCUAACAGACUAAUUUUAUAUAAUAUAUUCUCUUCACAUCGUUAACAUGUUACCUUAAAACACUUGUUUAAACAAAUCAUUUCAAUUGAUAUAUGAUUCGAUUUGUUUCUUCAUUCGUGUUGAAUCUUCACCUUUUAUGAAAAAAAAUUCAAAAUAAAUGCCUGAGAAGACCAAUGGCGAAAAUUUUCGAUGAAAUACUUUCGAUCAGAAAACAAGUGUCAAAUGUGCCAUUCACACCAUCUGAUCUAUAAAUUUUUUUGUCUAGAGCGAUUGUAAUGAUUUUGUGUCAAAAUGUCAUAUACAUAAUAUCAAGUUUGAGUUUUGAGAGAACAAACCAGUUCGAAUGACAACUAAAUAUAGUACAAUUGUACUAUAUUUAGUUGUUUUGACUUUGCACAUUAAUGUGCAAAGUCAAAACUUAUCUCGAAUGUCUAUGCCUUUUCGAUCUAAAACUAAUGCUAUAAUAGAAUUUUCUUCUAAGGACUAUUGCCGAAAAAUAUCAACAUGGUUUUUCGAGUAACUGAUUUUUAAAGUCACGAUUUACAAAAUAUAGAUACUUUAUCGUAGUACUAUACUCUAAAUACUUGUGAGAAAAAGAAUAUUGUUUUCAGGCGUGCCAAAAGAGCAGUUGUCCAACACAGAAUUGACUACAAUUUGGAAUGAAAUUCUAUUUUGAAGUGUUUUCAAAUAUUUCUAAUAUGAGUAAAACAUUAUCAUUGUUCUAAUUUUAUUCCACCAAAUAUUUCGAAAGCUAUUUCAAAAUUAAUCGAAAGUCUUACUAACCGUUUGAUUACCUUAAAGCAUGUUUCAAUUGACUGAAUUAAAUUUUAAAUUUGAUUUACACUACAUCUGACGCGAUUAAAAAGUGACUCUGUUCAAAAGAGGUUAUAUUGUUAGUAUUCAUCUAUGUGAUUUGUCUUAGCUAUUAUAGACGUUCAAAAACUUUUCAAAAGCUUCAGUAAGCUUAGAAAGAAGACUUAGAGGUUGAUAAACGUUCGAAUCAGUUUUUGAUUUGUCUAAUCUGUAUAACUUUGGUAUUACUGGAACUUCUAGAAAUUACAAAAAGCAUCUGAUGUCCACACUGUCCCGGAAAAGCAUACUUUUAGAAAAAGCACACUUAAAUUGUGUCAAUGGCAUGGAAAAAGUGUGCCAAAGUAUGCUUUUUAUGUGCUGCUAGCAUGCUUUUACCGUGCCAUUGACACAUUUCUAGUGUGCUUUCGGUACACUGCGGCAGCAUUUUUGGACGCUUUUUGUAUGCUACUUCUAAAAGUGUAUCAUCGGCACACUUCAAGUGCGUCAUGCAUUUUUGGACGCUUUUUGUAUGCUACUUCGAAAAGUGUAUCAUCGGCACACUUCAAGUGCGUCAUCGGCACACUUUAAGUGCGUCAUCGGCAUACUUUAAGUGCGUCAUCGGCACACUUUAAGUGCGCUAAUGACGCACUUGAAGUGUGCCGAUGAUACACUUUUCGAAGUAGCAUACAAAAAGCGUCCAAAAAUGCUGCCGCAGUGUACCGAAAGCACACUAGAAAUGUGUCAGUGGCACGGUAAAAGCAUGCUAGCAGCACAUAAAAGCAUACUUUGGCACACUUUUUCCAUGCCAUUGGCGCAAUUUAAGUGUGCUUUUUCUAAAAGUAUGCUUUUCCGGGACAGUGCAGAGAGGAUUGAAAAUGGUAGAAAGAAGUUGAAAAUGGUACAAAGUCAAGAUUUUGAGAAAUGCCCACCUUUUGUGAAAAAUAUCACUUGACUCUGUGUCUCCCUGUAGGACAGUUCAACUUAUUCUUGGUCUGUUGACGGCGACGGAUACAUGUUUCUGCUGCCAUCUACGCAAAAAAAGAAGUUUUAACCAAUAAAAAGAAAAAGGCAAUAAAAAGUCACUUAGUGUACACUUAUGGAAAAGCGUCGACUAAUAAGCGAUAAGCACAUCCUAUUGUUUUUUUAUACUUUUAUCUGUAUACCCUUCGUUACGUUCAAGAUGCUUUAGGGCUGAUAUUUAGGCCUCAAUCGCUCAAUUAACGUAAACUCACGUUAAAUACUAGUGGCUUACGCCUAACACUUAGUCUUAGCGCAUCCUGACCGGUUCUGAUGAAGAUUUUGUGCGCAUCGUUUCUUUCUACAACUUGGUGCGAAAAUGCUUGGAAAAAUUCCUUCGAAUAUAAAAUCAAAGGCGAACUUUUACUCACACAUGUCCGCUGUAUGCAUGCAAGUGUGCCUUGACUCCAAUGAUUAUAAACUUAAUCAUAGAAUUAAGACUUAAGACAACGAGAUAGUCACCUUAAGUCAAUGUUUUAUCGAGAGUUGGCCGAAGUAGGCGAACUUAAAGAUUAUUGAUAAAACAGAUAAAAAAAGGGUGUGUUGCUUACCAUUCUUUGUAUAGAAGAUGAACUGGAGUAAUUAUAUUUGAACUAAAUAUCCUCCGCUGAGUUUUAGAUGAAAUCUAUAUUGUUCAUCGUGUUGAUAUAUAUCUGUGUUGUUAGUGGGAAAGAAGUAAGUUGUUUCUAUUAUUUUUCAGAGAAGUUAGUGCCGAUAGAAAAAUGACUUAUAGUGAUGACCACAGUGUGAAAUACUUUUUUCAAUAUAUAAAGUGUAGAAUUCAGGUUGAGCGAGCUCAUAAUAUUCUAUUCAGUCUUUCUUUAGAUUGAGGACACUUACCGAUGUGAAGUCAAAGAACUGUCGCGAUCAGUCAGACUUUGGGAGGGUGCUCCGUUGACACAAGAAUUUUUUCCUUCAGAGAAUGAAAGAAAAAACCUUUUUCUGUUGACGAGGGAACCCUUCGAGGUGAUAAAGCGCUUUUUGCUCGGUUUUCUAGAAAACCAGUUUUUCAGAACCUCUAAAGUAUAAUUAGAACCUUGCUUAAUUAGGCAUGGUUGUAGCCCGCAAAGUUCUGAUUAAAAUGAGACGUCUCCCAGCUUUAUACGACCUUUCUUUGCAAAGUUAUAGAAUUUACAACAAAAGCCCUAGAUGUUCAUUACCAGCUCAAAGCUACAGAAAUAAGAAGGAAAAAAUUAAUUUAGGGUUUUUCUUGUAAAUUCUAUAACUUUGCAAAGAAAGGUCGUGUAGAGCUGGGAGAUGUCUCAUUUUAAUCAGGAAUUUCCGGGCUACAAUCAUGCCUAAUUAAGAAAGGUUCUGGUUAUAUUUUAGGUAUGCAUUGAAAACGUCGAAAGAAAAAAUGUCGAAGGAAAACCUGUCGAAAAAAAAAUAUCGAAAAAUAAAUGCCAAAGUAUUUUUGGUCGAAAAAAUGUCGAUCACAUAAAACGUCGAAAAUUUUAAGAUGUAAGAAAAUGUAUGUACAGUUUCUUACAUUUUACAUUGUUUCUCAGCUGACCAGAAGAGACAAGAGUGUUUGAGGGUGAGGGUGAGGGUGAGAUUUUCUUACAUCUUAAAAUUUUCGACUUUUUAUGUGAGCGACAUUUUUCUUCGACCAAAAAUGCUUCGGCAUUUAUUUUUUCGAUGUUUUUUCCUUCGAUAUUUAUUUUUCGACGUUUUCAUAUCCAUUCAUAUUUUAGAGUGUCUGAAAAACUGGUUUUCUACAAAAUCGGGUCUUCGAAGGGCUAAGGGCCACUCCCAUGGUCAUAUUCGUAAUCAGCAUGAUCGAUAACCUAUAACCCACUAGAUUCCGAAUAAAAAGCGUUUUAUCACCUCAAGAGGUUCCCUCGUGAGAAAAAUCGAGGAUUUUUAAUCGAAGGAUAACGACAGCCCUGUGAGGUCAUCAUUAACUCCAAGUCAUUUUUACUUCUCGGCGUCCCGCAUUUAUCAAAUCGCUAACAUCUGCUCUUCAAUUUUCUUCUUUUCCUCUAUAGGAUAUUCUGUCAGAAAAAAUCGAACAACUAACAGAAUGGUCGUUAAAAAAACCUGUUAUUCGUUUAAAUAAUGAACGUUUCAAACAUUAUGUAAAAACUCCACCACGUAAUUAUUCCAUGAUCAUUAUGUUGACGGCUCUAUCGCCACAACGACAAUGUGCAAUAUGCAAACAAGCACACGAUGAAUUUCAGAUAGUAGCCCAAUCGUGGCGUUAUUCAAGUGCAUUUUCAAACAAAAUAUUUUUUGCUAUGGUGGAUUUUGAUGAGGGUAGUGAAGUUUUUCAAUAUGUACUUGGCCAUUCUGGUAUGAUAUUGUUGAAUGAAGCACCAAAAAUAACUGGACCAAAUGGAAAACGAAAAGGUUUAGUAAAUGUACAAUAA